Cololabis saira (Pacific saury) is the source of this 1224-nucleotide messenger RNA. RefSeq names its product dysbindin-A-like. The record is from RefSeq and is a predicted model, not a curated record. NCBI's taxonomy places the organism in Eukaryota, Metazoa, Chordata, Actinopteri, Beloniformes, Belonidae. Gene Ontology annotation, cellular component: neuron projection; cytoplasm; synaptic vesicle membrane. Bases 93 to 1175 code for a protein of 360 amino acids. Gene Ontology annotation, biological process: platelet dense granule organization; neuron projection development; regulation of synaptic vesicle exocytosis. The transcript is spliced from 10 exons.
GCCCGACUAGACGCAGCUACCGCCCCGCAGAAGCAGCAGUCCAGUGCAUUCAGCUGUUUCCAGUGUAUUUUGGGAGUUUAAAAUGAAGCAACAUGUUUGAAAACUUCAGAGAGAAGCUGCAGCUGGUGCAGCAGGAUGUUUCCACCAGCUUCAAGACUCUGGGAGACAUCUCAAGAGACGGCAAAGUGAAGAGGAGAUCAAGGCUUGAAGAGAAUUUUCCUCACUUGAGUGCUGGGCUGGGGGUCCUGAGCAGGUACGAGGAGAGCUGGUUCCUGCUUCAUAAAAGGACUAAAGACUGUGGUGAGGCGGCGGAGGCCGUGGACGGAGACAUCGUGAUGCUUUCAGCUCACUGGGAGAGGAGGAGAGACGCUCUCACACAACUGCACGAACAAUUUGAAAGUCUGCCAGAUUUAAUCAGUGAAUUUGAUGCCAUCACUGCUAGCAUUGCUCAUCUGGAAGGAGAAUUUGAGGAGAUGGAGAGCAGGCUGGUUUACCUGGAGACGCUGUGCUCCCAGUGUGACCAACACACCUUCAAAAAACACCACAUGGACCAACUGGAAAUCUACAAGAAGAAGAAAAGGAAGGAGGUGGAUGCGCUGGAGGAGGAGCUGAACACGGAGCACGCUCAGAGGCUGGCGGAGCUGGAGCAGGUUCUGCAGCAGAAGCUGAGAGAGAGGCAGAAGGUGUACGAGGACGCCUUCAACCAGGACGUGCAGCAGUAUCUCUCCACCGGACAGCUGCAGCACAGAGGGUCGGCUGGAGCUGAUCUGUGUAGUCUGGACCAGGUGAUGGUCACCAACACGUCUGACCUGGAGGCUCUGGACAACUUCCUCAACUCCAGCAGCUGUGACAUCAGCACCGCAUCCUCCCCGACCUCAGGUCCAGACCCGGACUCCCCCUCCUCCGACUCCCUGAGCCGGGCCCCCCCCAGCAGCGCUCCAGAGUCUGGUCUGGAGUCCGGUCCAGAGUCCGGCCAGACUCCGGCCUGGCAGCAGGACGAGGCCAGCGAGGAGAGCGAUGAGCUGCAGGUGCAGUCGGAUGAGGAGGACGUCACGGCGGACACGUCCCUGGCCGGCCUGCAGGACGACGGCGCCACCUGGGGGUCCGACGAGAGCGACUGUGUGGGGGAGAGACCUGCCGGGGGACGGGACCGCCGGGCCCUGGAGGCUCUCUGAAGUCUGGAACCCCUCUGUCCCCCCCCCCAACCUCCUCCUGAAUAAAGAA